ACGGAGCAACAAGCACGUAAUUAUUAACUAAUCAACGUCGCUCCAUAACGUAUUAUUAAUCAACAGUUGAUAUUCAUGUGGUCGAACUUGGGAAAUGCAGCGCAUCUUGGGGCCUUUGGACGGAGGCGGCAGCGAGGAGGGAGCUCGCCUUCGGAGCCCGGAGGUAGAGGAGCGUCAUGUCAUGGACCUUGGAAUGCUCUCUCCACUUCGACAAACAAUGUGGUUUUCCAGAGAGUAGAUUUGCAUGUGUGUUCCAAGAACACUAGAUAUUCGGGGAAGGGGUAGAAGGUAUAAAGAGGCGGGCGAGUCGCACUCAAAUGGGGAUAAAAUAACAUAUCUAUCACAGAGCUUUAUACCCCUCCUCUGCUCUCACCACAGUGACAGUGUACAACUACUACCUACCGAAUAGCCCACAAUGCCCACCUACCUCCUAACUCUCGCAACCGGCCAACAAGCCCGCCUAACAGCCAAGCACCUCCUCGCCGCCGGCGCCACAGUGCACGCCGUCGUGCGCGACCCAACCUCCCAGGCCGCCCGCAACUUCGCCAGCGCAGGCGUCAAGCUCUUCAAAGGCAACCUAGACGAGCCAGACGUCUUCCGCAAAGCCGCAGAGGGAUGCACUGGCGUCUUCCUAAACCUCGUCCCGGCCUCCCCACCAACACCCUCAGCCACUUCCACCUCUGACCCCGCAAACACGAACCCGAGCGCGAGCAUCGUCGACUCCGAACGACAGCGCGCAGCCUCCAUCCUCGCCGCGUGCCACGACGCCGGCGUGAAAUACGUCGUCGCCUCCACGGCGAUAUACACCGGCGACCGCCACCUGUGGGAUACGCCCGAGGCGGAGGCGAUCGGGUAUCACUAUUCGCGCUCGAAGGCUGGAAUAGAGGACGCGGUACGAAGCUCUGGGUUGAGCGGGGGCUGGACGAUCCUGCGCCCGGGGUGGAUUAUGUCAAAUUACCUGGUGCCGGUGUCGCCCUUUGUGUACCCGGAGCUGCCGGUGGAGGGGCUGUUGAAGCAUAGCUAUGAGAGCGGGGCGGGGUUUGAGCAUGUGGAUGAAGAGGAUGUGGGGAAGUAUGCGGCGGCGGCGCUGUUGGAGCCGGAAAGGUUUGUCGGGAGAGAGAUUACGCUUGCGAGCGGGUGGUUGAGUGUGGAGGAUGUGGCGGCGGAGAUGAGCAGGGUUAGUGGGCGGGAGGUGAAGGUGUCGAAGCGCACGGCGGAGGAGCAGAAGGAGGCUGUGAGAAAGGGGAAUCUGGCGCUCGAGUUUGAACUUUGGGCGAGUCUGGUUGGGGAUAAAGUGCAUGAAGCGCGCUGGAAGGCGAAGGGGUCAAAGCCGCCGGAGGAGGAGUUUGGGAUCCCGUUGACGGGAUUUGAGGAGUAUCUGCAGCGGGAGAAGGAGGUACUUCUUCGGUCUCUUCCAACCGUGUAGCUAUCGCAUGAUUCCUUAACAGCGGCCGCCCGCAAGGAGCUCUGCAGAAUGUUCCCUGUUCCCCCGGUCCAUAGCCAUAGCUUCCUUUGUCCUAUCUAGACAAGACCGGAUGAAACCGAUAUAUGAACCCAAUAUCAAAAAUAAAAAUAAAAAUAAUAAUAAAAAAUAAUAAAAAAUCUCAUGGUUUCACAUGCGCAAAUGUAAAUUAUUAUUAUUAUUAUUAUUAUUAUUAUUAUUUUUUCCCGUUGUACGGAGCACCCACCUGCAUCAAGCGCAUCAAUCAACGUUUCACAUGAGAAUCAUUUUUAGGAAUCAUGAAUAGUUAAGUUAGUUUUUACCUGGGAUAUGAUAUGUAUGGUAUGUAUCGAAUGGCCAAUCAAUCCCCCACCCCACCACACCCCUUAAAAAGCAAGCAACCAUCCCGUCCGUCCCGUCCCCGUUCCACCCCGCCCAAGCAAAUAAAUGAACGGACGAGUAAAUAAAAUAACAACAUUCCUAUCCGACUAAUAGCCUAAUUCCCGCCCUGGUGUCGUAUCUUAUAUAUAUUCCAUCCCAUCUCGUCGCAUCCUCCGACGGUCGUACAAGGGAGCCCCGGCAUCUGUGUGUGUGUUGUUGUUGUUGUUGUUGUUGGGGGCGGGGGGGCAGGGUGUUUGGUAUAAUAAUGAAAUAUUCUCAAGUGCUACAAACCGGGACAAAAGACAGACGGGGGUGAGGAAAAGGUAUCGUAAAGGAAGGUGGGUGGGUGGGUUUCCUUCAUUAUUAUUAUAGUCAGAAUUCGCAUCGUAAAUAAAAUAUUAUUACCUUAGAUGCAAGCAAGGCACAAGACACGAGGCAACCUUGGAAGGAUCUGAUCCUGGAACGGGGAUUUCAAACGCGCAAUUUCCCGCAGAGCUUCUAGAAGCCCGCUUAGCGCGCGGCACUAGCAGGGGAGCGGGGCAGGGCGGCGGCUGUUUAGUGUGUUCGCAUCUUGGUUUGACGAGACGCGGCGGUGGUUGCAUUAUUAUUAUUGGGGGUUUCUUGGGUUUUUAUUUUCUUAUUUCCCCGGACUUUCUUUGCUGACCACGGCUUGGGCCAGAGAGCUGGAGCUGGAGCUGGAGAGAAAUUGCAGGGUUACAUUUUAUUUUAUUUUGAUUUUGGACGGGGAGGUUUAUCCUUUUACUGCGUAUUUGUUCCCGUAGGUAGCCACGGAAGAUGAUUACUACUCCGUUGCUGUUACUUCAGCCAGCUCUCCUCCCGUCUUCCGUCCGCCCUUCCGUCUUCCCCACAACAGCCACAUGGGAAAAAUACAUAAUUGCAGCCCGCUGAUCCUAAGUGAGAUUCUACCGAGCUUCUGCUGAGAUUUUUGUUGGGGUGGCACUGCGAAGCUCCGGGAUAAAAUGGAGUGCUAGCAAGGGCCGACUCCAGAUAUAGCCUAUCAUAUUAGUUAGGUCAACUAACUAAUUACUGCGGACGGAUGGAUAUCUGUCAUGAGUUCCGAAAACGGAGGAAGGAUACAAUCGAUCCGCCUGAGGAUGGGCCUGACAGGUUGGUUAGGCUGUUUGAUUCCGCUGUUCCCCGGCCCAUCUAUCGGAUAGGCAUGGACUUGGGCCUCCUUUUGGGGGUGAAGGGAGAAAAAAAGAAAAGAAAAGAAGAAAAAUAAAAAUAAAAAUAAAAUAAAGAGAGAAAGAAAACACAGGACGGAGUAAGCAGUUGGGAACAGGACACAGGAAAGGCCCAAACGAAAAAAAAAAGAAGACACGUAACUAGAGAAGAGGAACAAGGCAACAACCGAGGACUGACGAGCAGCGCGACGCUGACAAUUAACUAUCAUCCUAGUGAGUUUGGUAAGCUGGUUAAAUAGUUUGGUCUGGUCUUGCUUGUCGGCGUUUGACGGUGGGCUUCAGUUAUUUUAUUUAUUUAUUAUUCUUUUUUAUUAUUGAUUGAUGAUGAGCUGGCACCAAGGUCUCGGGUCAACGGGGCCUCCUUUCAAGCGCCUUCAUCCAACCCUUAAACACAACCAACCAUGGCUGGCAUCCAUUAAUUUAUUAGUAGUUACUGCGUACUGCGUAGUGAGGCGAGACCGGGGCAUCAUCAACUUUUUACCCAAAACAGACCCUUGGAAAACCCUGGUUAAAAAAGGGGAAAAAGAAACAAAGACAAAGGGCGGUCGCGUGGUCCUUUUUCUUUUUUUCUUUUCUUUCUUUCCCCGGAUAUUAGCGAUUGGCAUUUAUUUUUCUCAACUGGCGAUCCGCCAAUGGUCGAAUAAUAAGGCAUGGAUGUAUGCAUGCAGAAUUGGAUCCAACCUGCAGGAGUUGAACAACGAUGAUGCUAUACCAGGUCAUAUCACAUUUUGAUCUGUAUUACGCUGUAACGCCGUCUGGUGUCUGCUGUUGGGGCCACAUUGCUAUUUAAUAUUGGGGGUGGGUUGGUGGGAUACUACUAUCCAAGCAUGGCUGCCAGAACAAAGAGAGAGAGAAAAAUCCAAGGAAAAGGGACAAGACAGACAGAACAGGCAUCCAUCCCAUCCCAUUCUCAGCAGCCCCCCAGGCUAGCUAGUUAACGAAAUCACUGCGCGACAACCUGACUAGACUACUACUAGAGCUACGACCCUGUACUAA
Molecule: messenger RNA, 4023 nt
Organism: Blastomyces dermatitidis ER-3
Lineage: Eukaryota; Fungi; Ascomycota; Eurotiomycetes; Onygenales; Ajellomycetaceae
Product: NmrA family protein
Exons: 4
Coding region: 416-1426 (336 amino acids)
Source: RefSeq, a predicted model, not a curated record